CAGCUCGGGGCGCAGUCUGCGGGCCUCCCGGGCGGCGGCGGCGGCGGGGCGGGAGCGGCGCAUCGGAGGGGACAAGACCGGGACAGGAGGGGACAGGCCGGCCGGCUGGCAGCGCCCCGCACACCCGCAACGAUGCUGUCCUGGCAGCUGCACACGGGCCCCGAGAAGGCCGAGCUGCAGGAGCUCAACGCCCGGCUCUACGACUACGUGUGCCGGGUGCGCGAGCUGGAGCGCGAGAACCUGCUCCUGGAAGAGGAGCUGCGCAGCCGGCACGGGCUGCAGGGCCCGGACGCCGAGGGCCAGGCCCGCUGGGCGGAGGAGGCGCGCGGCUUGCGGCAGCAGCUGGACGAGCUGAGCUGGGCCACGGCGCUGGCCGAGGGCGAGCGCGAUGCCCUGCGGCGCGAGCUGCGGGAGGUGCAGCUGCUGGCGGAGGAGACGCGCGCCGCCCGCCGCAGCCUGGACGCCGAGCUGGGGGCGCAGCGGCGGGAGCUGCAGGAGGCCCUGGGCGCGCGCGCGGCCCUCGAGGCGCUGCUGGGCCGGCUGCAGGCCGAGCGCCGCGGCCUGGACGCGGCCCACGAGCGGGACCUGCGGGAACUGCGCGCGCUGGCGGCCGGCCUGACCCUGAGCUACAGCGCCCGCGCCCUCCGGCCCGCCGCGCCCCCGCCGCCGCGCCUGCGGGAGGUGCACGACAGCUACUCGCUGCUGGUGGCCGAGUCGUGGCGGGAGACGGUGCAGGUGUACGAGGACCAAGUGCGCGAGCUGGAGGCGGCCCUGAGGCGCGGCCAGGAGAGCCGGCACCAGGCCGAGGAGGAGAGCCGGCUGUGCGCGCAGGAGGCCGAAGCCUUGCAGCGCCAGGCGCUGGAGCUGGAGCAGCUGCGCGCGCUGUUGGAAGAGGAGCUGCUGCGGAUGCGCGAGGCCUACGAGCUGCAGGCCCAGGAGCGGCAGAGUGCGAUUGACCGCCUGGAGGAUGAGAAGGCUGCCCUCACCUUGGCCAUGGCCGACCACCUGCGGGACUAUCAGGAGCUGGUGCAGGUGAAGACGAGCCUCAGCCUGGAGGUGGCAACCUAUCGAGCCUUAUUGGAAGGAGAAAGUAAUCCAGAGAUACGGAUCCUGGCUGAGCGCAUGGAACACCUGCCGCGAGAGCUCAGAACCACGGCCUACCAGCACACGCACGCGGCGUUACAGAGGGAAAUGAGGGAAAACGAGAGAAACCUGUUUCUGAGGCACAAGCCGCCCCCCGGGAGUGUCCGUCGCAGCUGGACCCGGCCCGCGCCCCGCACAGCCACGGGGCCCGCCGCCAGGGGACGCCUCUCGGGCCCGGGAUCUCCUGUCCUGCCCGCCGCCCGGCGGGAGACCGCCUACGAGAAAACCGCCAACGGUCAGGCCCGUUUCAGGACUCUCUCUCCCAUGUCCGGGCUUUCGAGGAAAGCCGAGGUGCCCGCGCAGACAUUCCCUGGGAGGCCGAGAACCGAGGGUCCCAAGGCGCGUCUGGCCAGAGAGGCCAGCCCCGCCCGCGAGGCCCACCGCGACCGCAGCGACCGAGUGGCGGUGGGUGCCGCCGAGAGCGCCUGGUCCGGGGAGAGGAUCGUCGUUUUGGGAAAGAAAACGGAAGCUCCGGCCGCGAGGGAGCGGGAGAGAAGCCGGCCGGUGACCAUCCACGUGAAGCGAGAAGAGAAGAUGUUUGACUCGAAGGAGAAGGCCUCGGAGGAGAGGAACCUGCGAUGGGAGGAGCUGACCAAGCUGGAUAAAGAAGCGAGGAAGAGGGAGAGCGAGCUCAUGAGGGACAAGGCGAAAGGGAGGGAGCCCCCCCAAGAGACCGGUGUGCGGGCGAGAGAGAUACCGAUCCGCCUGGAAGUGUCCCGGGACAGCCGGGCAGAGGAGGGGGCCGCCCGAGGCGCCCGGACGCCCCCACAAAAGGAUGCAGGUGGUGGUCCGGGGGGAGGGAUGGACACGAGGAGAGAGACGAGGUUCGGGCUGGACGCCAGGGAGGCCGCGGGCUCGCCGAGCGGCGACGCCGCGACGGAAACCAUCGCGGAGAGCAUCGUGUCCAGCGUGCUGAAGCGGUUCACCCAGUCGCCCGAGACCGAGGCCUUUCCGGACACGAAGGUCACGUACGUGGGCCGGAGGGAGCUGCCCGGGGACAAGGGAACCAAGACGGAGAUCGUGGUGGAGUCGAGACGGACGGAGGAGAUGGACGUGCGGGACGGAGCCGGCCUGGACUCCCUUCUGGGCCAGGGCGGGAAGGCCGAGGUGGAGCUGAAGGCCAAGUCCACGGAGCGGAUGAUCGGGGACCUCAUCAGUCUCGGUCUGAAGGGGAGGGAGGGCAGGGCCAAGGUGGUCAACGUGGAGAUCGUGGAAGAGCCCGUGAGCUACAUGGCGGGCGGGAGGACGGAGGAGUUUUCCACCCCCUUCCGAGUGGAGGAGGCGGACGACGCGUCCCCGGGGUUCGGGGAGGAGAAGGAGGUCGCGUUCUCAGCGGCCCGACGUCAGGAAUCCACGCUGCCCCCGGGGAACGCCACACGGGUGGAAGAAGUGACGGAGGCAGGUGACUUGGAGGAGGAGCAGAGGUACUUCGUGUCCACCCCGGAGGAGGCCCCCGAGGGGCGUGACUUCGGGCAGGACGGGGACGAGGGCUCGGUGUACGGGCAGAUCCACAUCGAAGAGGAGUCCACCAUCCGGUACUCCUGGCAGGACGAGAUCGUGCCGGCGUCCCGGAGGACGGUCUCCCGGGGAGAGACGGCGGGGAAGUCCCCGGGGGCCCCGGCGUCGUCUCCGGAGGCGGAGGUGGGCUCCCCGCACUGGAUCGAGGAGACGACCAGCGGCGAGUUUCGCGCCGAAGCCACGGUCAUCGACAAGGAGAUUAAAAUCCCGCACCAGUUCCACACGUCCAUCAAAAGAGACUUCAGGGAGCCCAGGCACCAGCUGGUGGAGGUGAUGGAGCAGUUGGAGGAGAGCCUCCCGGAGCGGGUGAGGGAGGAGCUGUCUGCCCUCACCACCCAGGACCAGGGCGGGCUGGGCGGCCGCCUCUCGGUGGACGUGAGGAAAGUCCAGCCCUCAGGCGGCGGGGCCAUGACCCUGGUGGCCGAAGUCAACCUCUCCCAGACCGUGGACACCGACCAGCUAGACCUGGAGGAGCUGAGCAGAGACGACGCGGGUGAGAUAGAGCGAGCCGUGGAGGCCGUGGUGCGAGGCAGCCUGGCCCAGCGACGCAGCCCGGGACCCGGGAGCCCAGACGGGGACGCUGGAGCGUCGCCACCGGCGACCGGCUUGGGCUUCAAGCGCUGGGCCACCCAGGAGCUGUACAGCGCCUCCGCCGAGGACGAUGACGCCGGCUGGGCCUCUCGCAGCUCGGAGACGGUCACCGCCAUGCAGGGGCCGGUGUCGGCCACCGUGGAGGUCAUCAGCCCGCGGGGCUUUGCCCGCUCGCAUGUGCUGGAGGACGUCAGCUCGUCUGUGAGACACAUUAAGAUCGGCCCCUCUGGAGUUUGGAGGACCGAGCAGGUCCCCCCCGAAGGACCGGCUGCAGGACAGAUGGACGCGAGUCCCACGGAGGCGGCCCCCCGCCGGGCCCGAGAGGCCACGGUCCUCUUCGCCACAGGGACGGAAGGGGAUGCUCACAGCAGUACCUGGAGGGAGGCCGGCCGUGAGGAGGACCAGGCCGCCCGCGUGGCCUCCCGGGAGCAGGCUGUGUUCGACAGGACGGUGCAGCUGCAGAGGAUGGUGGACCAGAGGUCGGUGGUCUCGGACGAGAAGAAAGUGGCCGUCCUCUAUCUAGACAGCCAGGGGGACGAGGAUGACGGACACUGGUUUUGAUGAAGUCUUUGUGUUCGAGGGUAUUUGGUUUCGUAAUGUACCAACCUGCAGAGGCCUUGGCUCAUUGUCAGCGGGUAUGUGUGUGUGUGUGUGUGUGUGUGUGUGUGAAGUUCCCACUCUUUACUAAACCCUCCCCCAUCUUUUUAAUUUCUCCAAAGAGGGCGCCAGGUAAUGUCAACUUCCUUUGCAGCCUGGAAAGGUGUCGAAUGAAUGAAUGUGUGUGUUAAAAGGCGCUGGAGUUUUAUCUGAGUUGGGGCUUUUCAAAAAUACCGUUGAUCUUUGUGGUCUUAAAAGUUUUUUUUUGUUUU
This is a messenger RNA of Myotis daubentonii (Daubenton's bat), 4121 nucleotides long. RefSeq names its product synemin (gene SYNM). Gene Ontology annotation, biological process: intermediate filament cytoskeleton organization; fast-twitch skeletal muscle fiber contraction. Gene Ontology annotation, molecular function: intermediate filament binding; structural constituent of muscle; structural constituent of cytoskeleton. The record is from RefSeq and is a predicted model, not a curated record. Lineage: Eukaryota; Metazoa; Chordata; Mammalia; Chiroptera; Vespertilionidae. Gene Ontology annotation, cellular component: sarcolemma; costamere; neurofilament cytoskeleton.